AAAUAAAAUUUAAUUAACAAUAACAUGGUUACAUGGGGAAGUAAUUUAUGUUCACUACAGAAUCGAUCUGCUAUGUAAUAGUUUACAGGAAUUCCCUUUUCUUUAUUUGAUUUGUUACUAAAGUCAGUACCAGAAGGAAGAAAUUAUAUCCAAAACUAAAUUAAAAAAACAAUAGGUCAAGUUGGUUGCAUCAACUCUUGGUGAAACCAAAGCACCUGAGAAAAUUCUCUACCACAAGGUUGGUUUGAAAAUGUAGAAAGAAACACCAACAAACGGUACAAGAAAAAAUCUUUAUCAGAUCUCUCUGUCUCCGCACAUUGAGCAUAAGACUACAGCAUCAUCCCCUAUACCUUUGUUCUUCAUUUCCUUCAAUGGAGCGUAUUAGACUCUUACCGCUCUUGAUCACUAUUGUGUUCAAAACUCUAACUCUGAGCGGUGGUGAACUUCUUGUUUAUGACUACUACAAUGACAAGUGUCCCAUGGCUGAAGACAUCGUGAGACAUAACGUGGAGGUAGCAGUUUUCAAAGAUCCUCGUUUGGCAGCCUCGCUACUUCGCUUACACUUCCAUGAUUGUUUUGUCAUGGGGUGUGAUGCAUCGGUACUUUUGGAUAGCGUUGAAGGCAUGACAAGUGAAAAGCAAGCAGGACCAAAUCUGAACUCUCUACGUGGAUUCGAGGUCAUAGACAAAAUCAAGUAUUUGCUGGAAGAAGAAUGUCCUUUCACUGUUUCAUGUGCUGACAUACUUGCCAUGGUUGCUCGUGAUGCUGUUGAACUGAGAGGAGGACCAAGAUGGGAUGUUUUGAUGGGGAGGAAGGACUCUUUGGAGUCAAGUUUCAGCGGAGCCAACUUAUUCAUCCCAGCUCCAAAUUCCUCUUUAGAGGUUCUCAUUGAUAAUUUUAAGCAACAAGGCCUCGACAUAGAAGACUUGGUAGCUCUAUCAGGUAGCCAUUCCAUAGGAAGGGCAAGGUGUCUAAGCUUCAAGCAGAGGAUUUAUGAAGCAAAACAGGAAUAUUACUAUGGCUAUGAUCGCUACAAGCGGUACACAAGCUUCAGAAGAAUCCUACAGUCCAUAUGCCCUGUUACUGGAAGGGACAACAAAUUUGCACCAUUGGAUUUUCGAACCCCAAAAAGGUUUGAUAACCACUACUUCAUAAACAUACUCGAAGGAAAGGGCUUGUUGGGUUCUGAUAAUGUUUUGAUCAGCCAGGACUUCGAUGGAAAGAUCACAGAGCAGGUGUGGGGUUAUGCCUCCAACGAAAAACUUUUUUUUGCUUCAUUUGCUAAAUCUAUGAUUAAGAUGGGAAACAUCAAUGUUCUUACAGGAAAUGAAGGAGAAGUUAGGAGGAAUUGUAGGUUUAUUAACGCUUAGUUGUUAGUUGCUAUGUGUAUUGUAGAUGGUUUAUUACCUGCUAUGAAGAGUAUUAUAAUUAUCUAUAAUACGUAUUUCUGCAAUAAAAAAUGGCCUUAAUCAUCUGACAAAUUAAGGCAUAGUAGUACAGUACUUGCUUAUACUUGUAAAAUACUCAAAUAUUUAACACAUUAGAAGCUCUAAAUUGCUUCAAUAUAUUACAGCACAAAACCCAUAUGGGGCUUAAAAAUUAUGCUGCAAAACCGAAUAAUCGCACUUCAUCAACUCCAUAAUACAAUACUUAAUUAUAAGGAAAACAGAAAAACAUAACUCUAGUUGAUAGAAAUCAUCAAAACACAAAUAAGGUUAAUGCAGAGAAAUAUGACCCCCAAGAAAAAAGAAAAAUCACUAGCAAAAGGAAACAAUGAAAUAAGGACAAGGGCAUCAGGUUUCCAACGUGAUAUAGCAUCAAUGAAAUGAAUUCAGACGCAAAUUACCCAUUUGUUACUAUAAGAUUCAUCACAUGCCCAUUACGUGAUCGAUUUCGAAUGAGAAAAAAAAAACUCGGAAAAAUUUGCUUGACUUUUAAAAUCCCAACACCUUAAAUCUAAAACAAAAACAAAGGCGACUGAAAGAUGAAAAGAAAAUUAUUUCCCAAAAACAAAAUAAGACUGACAAGAGGAUUUGUAAAGAACAGACUUAGCUCUCUUAAUUUUUCUACGAAUCAUCCCUCAAACACAACCCUACCAUAUGAACAAGAACCUGCGAUGCGAUUUUGCGAAGGAGGAGGAUGAAGCUCGUGACAAUUUAUAGAAAAAUAGAGAUUAGGGUUGCAUGGAGGUUCACUUCACAAAAAUAGAGGAACGGGUCGGACUUAGAAUU
This is a messenger RNA of Gastrolobium bilobum, 2231 nucleotides long. RefSeq names its product peroxidase 20. Lineage: Eukaryota; Viridiplantae; Streptophyta; Magnoliopsida; Fabales; Fabaceae. The record is from RefSeq and is a predicted model, not a curated record. The coding region runs from base 372 to 1370 and encodes 332 amino acids. Gene Ontology annotation, molecular function: heme binding; peroxidase activity. The transcript has 4 exons. Gene Ontology annotation, biological process: response to oxidative stress; hydrogen peroxide catabolic process.